AGUAACUCUAGUCGUUUGUGGAAGAUGGAGAUGAUAAUCGCCAGGAUGUUCCUUGGGGUACUACUUACUCUCUUGCUGGCUCCAGGUAUAGUUACAUUAAUUGAUUUUCCCUUUUCAGUACUCAUGUGAUAAAAUCGAACGGUGAAGUGCCGUUCUAAAGAAUUUUCCUCAAGGGCAUGAAUUCCUUCAUGAUUUAAUGAAUUUUUCUUUCGAUUUUUUUUCCUCCAUUUCUUUUUUCAGGUUACAAGUUAACGAAAGGUCAGUCAGAAGAAUUGUGUCUAGUAAACACUUAACACAACUUUUUCUAUCUACUUGACAUUUUGAAUAUGGGUAUUAGAAAAACAUUUUUACAUUUUAGGAGAUUGUUCAGGCAGAAAACUGGACAUUGCCAUUCUUGGUGAUAAGUCCAGAAGUUUAAAACCUGCAGACCUUGGGACGCUGCGAAAUGCCAUUUACAGCAUUGUGAACAGACUAGGAGUAUCCCCUGCUGGAAACCAUUUUGGUAUGAACUAACUUGAAAGAAUAGGCAGCUGAUAGUUAAGUUGUAAUUUCUUUUGUCCUAGGCGUGAAGGUGUCUACCUCCAGGUUAUCCAGUGUUCAAAUUUGUUAAUUAAUAUUUGUUAAAAGUCCUUUUCACGCAGGUUAAUGAAAUAUCGAAAAACUAGCCCAACUUGCAUCAAAAAAUAAAACACAAUAGCCUGUUUCAGGCGUUCAGAUCGUGGGAAGGACGCAAAAUACAGCGUAAGCUCCGGCUAGGGUGCAUUUCUUCGAAUUUUCAUUAUUUCCAUCAUUUGAACCUUAUAAAUAACUAAGAGUUCAUUGAGUGAGUUUGGGAUGCCUGUACCUGUGAUGUCGAUCAAGGAUAGUGUUUCAAGCUUUUAUUAUCAUAAUUAUUAUACUCAUCAUCGGUCAUUAUCAUUGUCAUUCUCAUCAUCUUCAUUAUUAUUAUUGUUAUUAUUGUUGUUAUUACUAUUAUUUCUUGUUUUAGUGGUUCUGUUGUUCAAAACAGGUAUCAUAACGUUCGACUCAAACGCGGCUUUACACAACACCUUUAACAACCUUACUUACCAGACAGAGAAAGCACUAAAAACUCUGGUAGGCAAUAAGUUCAAGAAAAUUGCAAGUAAAUGGGGGACCCGCAUCGACAAAGCGGAGAAAAUAGCUCGUGAUAAAUUGUUUACCCGCGCGAGGGGUGACAGACCUGAAGCCACAAAUGUGAUGUUGAUAUUUACGGACGGAAGACCGACUGGAUACAAAGAACCUGAUUUCACACCGUUCGGGCCACUUACGGUUGGCCUAGAGGUAAAAUAUUGACAUCAGUUUUAAGCUUCCUACCUACCAUUCCCCUAAUGUACCUAACGUUAAUACUGAAAAGUAGGAACCCGUUAAUUAUUACUCUGAAAGGAAACGAAACACAGUUCGAGUUAGCAGUGGUUCGAGUUAGGACGGACCAUUAGAAAACUUUUUUUUGGGCGGGGGGGGGCGAAGUAUUCAUGCACGCCAAUUAAUCCUAAAAAAUAUUCAUGCUAUGGACUAAAAAAAAUUCAUACAAGGAAUUUGAUAGCGAAAAAAAAUUCCUGCGGCUCGAAAAUUCCCCUCCCCCCAUAACUUUUGUAAUGGUCGGUCCCUUAUCGGGGUCGAUUGAAUGUCAAAUUUGCCGUAUGCAUUUUUUAUUGAAAUAAUUUAUUAAAUAAUUAAUAGUUACUGAUUUUUCAGCACUUCAGUGUAUAGUACAGUGCAAAUUUAACUCGAUCAUUUCAUCAGAAGCGGUAACAUGAUUAUGCUUGUACGGCCAAUUAUCAAAAUUUGUGCUAGUUAAGUACGGGGUUACCGAUUAUACAGCAAGAAGAGCUAAUGAAAUGGCAUCCGAGUGGAGUUACAAGAACCAGAAUUCGAGUUAUCGCGGUAAAUUUCAGUGAAAUUUUAAUCAAGGGAAAGAAAAUUUAGUUCGAGUUAGCGAGGAAUUUCGAUGAAAUAAAAGUGUCUGAAAAUUGGGGUGAAAUCCAGGCAAAUGCAUAGGGCAUAGGAGUUAGUUCGAGUUAGCAGGGAGUUCGAGCAAUCGGGGAUCAGUUUAAUUUGCUGUUUUAUGAUUUCCUACAAGUUAUUACACAGGCCGAGCGCAAGCUCGAAAUAUGAGCAUCGGCGAACAUCAGCAUUGUUCCGUAACAUUCGAAAUAUAAGGAUUUGUAUGGGGGGAAAACCUAUCGUUUCUGCAACCUACGAAAACGAAAGGAUUUCAAUAAAAAACAGCUUACCUUACAAAAAUUUGUGUUACGUCUCUCCUGUGUGGUCCAUGGGCCGAUUUAUGGCCGUGUUAUGGGUUGUACUGUAAACGAUUUGAUCCAGGUCUACAACUGGGAGCUCCGGCACCACCCAACGGUUUGUCGCCGUGGACUUGCUGAUAUUUUAUAUUUUGGCUUCUACUGUAGUGCCUUCAAGGGAAAAUGUUGGAUCAAUUAGGGGACGAGUAUAGGUGGAAAGUUUCCUAAAAAAUAGCUCAGUCUCAAAUGUCAAAUAAUAAUGAAGGGGAGGAAUUAUGCAUGGCAAAAGAACAUUUUUAGAAAUCGAUCAAAACAAAAUAAGCGGUCAAUCGUCAUUUCCAAUUGACAUAAUUAAAAUAAUGUUGUAAUGACUUAAGUGUCAUUUUAGCUUCACUUUGGGACAAUAAGAAAUAACUACGUUAUGGAUAAUUAUUGACAGGCCAAAUAACUACUAAUUACUUAACACACCCCCACCCUACCCCCACCCCCUACCCAACCCAGGCCGGAACGGCUGUUAAACAGUGCAACGGUUUUGAUAAUACAAUUUUAAUCGGGAAAAAGGUCUUCAGUCUUGUGUAAAUGUUAGAGCCCAAUUCUGAUCAAAACCUAGAGAGGACAGUUUUCUUCACUUGAUUAUAAUCAUUUCUUUUCUAGAGGAGAGGUGUUAAAAUCGUAGCAGUUGGAAUAGGAAGAAACAUCAACAGAAAAAACCUGGCUACUAUUGCUGGUACUAAGGGUACUGUAAUUGUCAUCAAAAAUUUUCGACGCCUCCUAGCUAAGCUUAACGAAAUCCUGGACACCGUAUGUGGUAGGUGCAAGCUCUUUCAACAAAAGUAAAUUUUAGGAGACUGUUGAGACGUUUUAUUAUCAGUUCUUAACACUAUCUAUAGUAUCCUGAUCAAUAACUUGAAAGUUAAAACCGCACUAAAAUUAAUUACACUAACUAUAGUGGGACUUUUGAAUGCUGAAAUCAUUACGGUUACCCUAGGCCUAAAUAUAGAUACUUUUCAUUCAAAAAAUUUAUUUUUCUUAUUAUUUCCUUUAUCUGAGACCGUGUUUGUUGCGCGAAAAAGUCAAAGGUUCAUAAAAAACAUAACUGCUAAACAACAGAGAGAUUAAAAAGCUUUAUUCAACUGGAGUAGUCUCUCAAAAAUGGUGAAAAAUUCCGAGAACAUACAGUGCAUAUUAUAUAGAACAAGGACAUGUUAUAGCGAUUGCUAAUUUCUUUUUUCAAAACCUUUUAAGUUUAUGCGAAAAAAAAUUUCACUUUUGAGCCUGGGCUACCUGUGAAGAUAAUAAGUAACUUUUUCUAAAAUUCUCCUUUUAUAGCUAUUGACGGCGGCUACACCGAUUGGUCAGCUUCAAAGUGCACUGUUACCUGUGGAGGAGGAACAAAGACAUUAACAAGAACCUGUACCAAUCCACCCCCGUCCAACGGCGGAAAAAACUGCAGUGGACUGGGCCCCGCCUCAAUAACAGAGGAGUGCAACAUGAAUACAUGCCGUACGUUUUUGUUUAUUUUUGCACCUUAAAAAUAGAAAAUAACCCUCUAGGAAAUUCCUACCAACUUGAGAAGUUAAAGAGGGCAGGUUCUUAACCGUGUCGUUUUUCAUUUAUUUGUUUAUUUAAUUUGCAUUUCUCCGAUUUUGCAGUUAUUGUAUUUCUCAUUUUUUUAGCAAUUGACGGUGGUUACACCGAUUGGUCAGCUUCAAAAUGCAGUGUUACCUGUGGAGGAGGAACACAGAUAUUAACAAGAACCUGUACCAAUCCCCCUCCUUCAAACGGCGGAAAAAACUGCAGUGGACUGGGACCAGCUAAAACGACACAAGGGUGUAGCACGCAAGAAUGUCGUGAGUUUAUUCGUCUUUUUAAAAAUAAGCAAUCUUAAUAAAUGAAAUAAAUAAAUAAGUGAUGCUUAUAAUAAUGUAAUGAUAAUAAUUAUAAACAUAGUUUGAAGGAGUUAAUCAACCCUUCGCUCACUAAAUCGGUCCCCUUUUGAAAGUUAUGGAAACUUCAAAUAAUAUUUUUGUUUACCCAAUUAAGAAAAUCUAAGUCUUUUCCGUCAAGUUUAUGAGCAUGGUUCUUAAGAAUGCCAUGCGCGUCUUUGUACGGAGAUAGGUACAUUUUUAAGCCAGGGAAUGAGCAAAUUCGUUUUUGUAGAUAACGUUAAGACAUGAAUUACAGGCAGGUGAAAUCAAUUAUUUCUUGGCUUUUACCAAUUGAGACUUUUUCUCCUUUUUGGAAGAAAUAUUAAUAAUGAUCCUUACUUUGCUAAAAUUUUCAUUCUUACACAGCACCGCCGUGUACAGCAGGACUCGAUGUUGGGAUCGUUCUGGAUAAAUCAAACAGUGUAAAGAUAAAAAAUCUAAAAAUCGUCAUCGAAUUCUUGAAAAACCUCAUUAAAAAGUUCAAUCCUGCGCCAGCCGCUGACCACUUCGGUUUGAUUACGUUCCACAACAAGGCGAUCAUGGAAUUUAACUUUGCACGAGCCGAGUUUCAUGACAGAGAAGCUCUGUUAAAGAGAAUCGCCGACGAGCCUCUUAAGUUGGAAUACCAAACCCGGACUGACCUUGCUUUACAAAUGGCGAGGGAUGAGUUGUUCAGCACGGCAGGAGGAGAUAGGCCAGAUAAACCAAAUGUCAUGAUUGUAUUAACUGAUGGUAAGCCGACUAAGCUGAGCCAAAAGGAGUUUAAAGAGUUUGCGGAGAGGGUCUCCAAAGAUUUAAAGGUUGGUAUAGUAUGAUAUUACGUACUUUUCGUCAUCAUAAUUCGAAUUAUCUUAUUAGACGAUGAAAGGAAAAGUUUUUGGAAUUUUUCCUGAUUUGUUAGUAGUUCAGGAUGUACCGGUUAGGCCGUGUUUUCAAGUGGAAUCUCACUAGUGUGCAAUGGAAUUCAUAAACGCCGAUGAUGUCAUACCAAUGUUGCCUCAAGCCUCUGUUUCAAAGCGAGGCUAAGUACGAAAAUGACUCUUUUUUCUCAUGCAAAUAAACUCAUUUUCACAACAAACGUUUUCCACUUAGCCUCGUUUUGAAAGCGAGAGUUUUUAGGACUCAGAAUCGAAAUGGCCUAUUUGAAUAAAAUUCGGUGGGAUCACAUUAAGAUAAUGUAACGUGCUUAAUCAAAAGUAAAAAACAAACAGCGGUGAUAACCAUUGUGAACUUGGGCAUUUUUAUGUCAACUUGAAUUUUCGUAUGGUGAUUAUCGUACAUCUUAAAAAAAGACCGUUACAAAUUAUGAAAAAAAACAUAUCAAUACAAAAGUGAUAAGGGGUCUGUUACUUAGAUGCUUUUCACUGCUGAUGUUUCUUAAAAGAUCUUCAAUAAACAAUGUUUCUUUGUUAAUAUUUGACGGUGAUAAUUGGAUUUGCCGGCGACGCUGAAAUUUCAAAAUGACCCCACUUAUAAAAGCCAAGUCUAACGAGCGCAGUUGUUUCCAUAAAAUUCAACAGGAGAAACACGUGAACACUGUUGCUGUUGGAAUUGGUGAUCGCGUAAAUAAGGAAAUUCUUCAGCAAAUUGCAGGAGAAGGGAAUCCUACGGUUGAGGUGAAAGACUUCUCGCAGUUGCAAAAGAUGAUUGAAACAAUCAAGGCAUCCGCUUGCUCAGGUGUGUGUUGUUAACAGAUUUAUAGCAAGGGAGACUUGUUUCGAAUCCAUGGUUAUCGUUUUAAUUAUCUAGGUUAACGUGCUAUUGCACAUCUCAAAGUGCUAUGGCAUAGAAUUUCCUCACCUCCACCCCCUAAAUUAAACUUGGAAACAGGUCCCCCCUCUCUUCCUCACUCUCUUUAUCGGAACAAGAAUUAAAUUGUUUUCUCACUUACUGUAUAUUUUUCUUAUUUUGAAUACACCGGUAUCAAUAGGUUUCAGGUCUUUCAUCCUCUCCAGGGGCUGCUAGGGUGCGGGCGGGGAAAUUGGCACGAAGAAAAGUUCUUUAGACUUUGUGCCAUUUUCCCCUGUUUAGGAAAAAUGGGGGGUCUCCUCGGAUGUCUCUGCUGCUAAGUGCUUGCGGAUUUUUUUUCUUUCGAUUUAGGCAACCAAAAUCAAUCUUAAUUUCACUGAAGGGGGCCCUCUAGAUUCGAAUAAUCGCCAUCUUAAUAUAACCCCUUUUACUCAGCGUUGUAUAACUAAAAUACUUGAAAACACUCUUCGCUAAGAUACGCAGCUAAAUUUGAAAAGGCUGAUCAAUUGCAGUCCGUGCUGGCCAGUGAAAGAAGAAAGGGAAAUCUGUUGACAAGCCCGACGUCAUAGAGUGUCAUUAAGUUACAUUAUGGGGGGUUAAGUUGACACUGAAAAACCCAAGCGUUGAAAGAUGCCUUUUUUUAAAUUCAUCCAACGUUUCUCAAAAGUCCCUUAACUUUUCUGGCCCAGGAAGCUGAUUUAUUUUUGCCAUGUUUGAAAAUAAUAUAAUGAAACUAUCAGUUAACGAAACUAAAUUGACUGGUUUGUGAGCCAGGACUUGUGCUACUUUUCAACAAGUUAUGAUUUUAAAAUUUUCCCUCUGGCCUGAAAAGUCACCGGUCUUUUCAAGAAACGGGUCCGUGGAUAGAGGAAAAAGAGGGAAGCUUGACAGGUGACGUUACAUCCGAAAUCGCCGAGGACGACUGGGAACGAGACUGGGAGAAUAUACAUGAAAGGGCUUAGUCCUCAAUUUUCGUUUGGAAUCGCCACAAAAAUUACUUAACCAUUAACCUUCCGACCAAAAUUAUAAGCACCCCUGGGGCGUGGUCGGGCUUGGUAAAGAUUGAAAAUCGGCCUAUUAUGUUUGUGUAAUUCCUAUACUUGUUAGGUCUUUGCAGUUAGUUGUGAAUGUGUUUAAAAUACUUAGUCGAGCGUGAAACCUUUAUACGCGUCGUUUAGGGAAGAGUUUUUUUUUACAAGGAAGUUUUUAGAAGUUUGAUAACUUCAACUCUGCUUUUUUGACAGAAUGAUGCAAGACCAUCAACAAAGCUUUUUCUUAUUGGGGAUGUGUGUACAGGGGAAACAGACGAGAAAUUUGGUAGAACCAACUGCUAGAUAUGGAGUAAUUUUUGGUUAUUUGAUGUCAACAUCAAAAAGAAAUAAAUGGGAAC
This is a messenger RNA of Porites lobata, 7328 nucleotides long. The record is from the annotation of a GenBank genome assembly. NCBI's taxonomy places the organism in Eukaryota, Metazoa, Cnidaria, Anthozoa, Scleractinia, Poritidae.